Molecule: messenger RNA, 1039 nt
Organism: Pleuronectes platessa (European plaice)
Lineage: Eukaryota; Metazoa; Chordata; Actinopteri; Pleuronectiformes; Pleuronectidae
Gene: dusp11
Product: dual specificity phosphatase 11 (RNA/RNP complex 1-interacting)
Biological process (GO): protein dephosphorylation
Molecular function (GO): protein tyrosine/serine/threonine phosphatase activity; polynucleotide 5'-phosphatase activity
Source: RefSeq, a predicted model, not a curated record
CAUCAACGUGCGCCAGUAGCUGCAGUAAAUAGAUGGAACGUGACCGGUUCCAGUGAAACUUUUAACUUUAGACUUUUAUUACAUUUGAUAGUUUUGGUGCGUUCGGGUUUUCCCGCGUGUUUCCCGGUAGAGCACCGGGUGCGGGUGACGUGUGAGUGACGCUGUGUGGAGCUGCACGUGCUGACGGUCACAUCCUACUGGUUCCACUGGUUCACUCGUUCACAGGGAAGAUGCCACGAGGAGGUCUACCUGACAGGUGGUUGGAUUAUCGGUCUGUUGGUCAACGACUGGACGGGACUCGUUUCAUCGCCUUCAAGGUUCCUCUGAAGCAGGCUCUGAACCGCCCGCUCUCCCCCUCGGACGCGUUCGGCCCCUGGGACCUGAUGGAGAAGCUGAGGCUCGACCACCAGGAGCUCGGUCUGAUCAUCGAUCUGACUUACACCACCCGGUACUACACCCUGCAGGACAUGCCGAAUUGGCUGCUGUUAGUGAAGAUCUUCACGCGUGGUCAUGAGAUUCCCAGUGACACAACGAUCCUGAGCUUCAAGCGCACAGUUCGCAGGUUUCUACGAGAAAACGCAAACAACGACAAACUGAUCGGAGUCCAUUGCACCCACGGCCUGAAUCGCACCGGGUACCUGAUCUGCAGGUAUCUGAUCGACGUGGACGGGAUGGAUCCUGAACACGCCAUCCACUUGUUCAACUCGUCACGGGGUCACGAUAUAGAGAGAGAGAACUAUCUGAAUGAUCUGCAGUGUGGACCCAGGAGGAGUAACCGGGGGAUUGACGAGUAUGAGGCGGAGCCGCAGAGGGGAGGAGCCACACAUCGACCACGAGACGCGGCGCCCGACUCUUACGACAGAGAGGACAGACGAGCCCCUGGUGGUGACUCCUGGGACUACAGAUCUUCUUCCAGAGGAUUAAGCCACCGCCCACAUUAUCGCCCCCCCCACGACACCCCCAGGCCCGACUCGAGGUACCGCCCACAGCAGAUCCACUCUCAGCCUCGUUAUCAUCAACAGACACGAGCCCCGCCCCC